Messenger RNA from Rubroshorea leprosula, 1391 nucleotides. The record is from the annotation of a GenBank genome assembly. NCBI's taxonomy places the organism in Eukaryota, Viridiplantae, Streptophyta, Magnoliopsida, Malvales, Dipterocarpaceae.
GUGCUGAUUUUUGGUUUGCCCUGUCGAGAACGCUGUUCUUCAACUCUCUUCCACCAUUGAAGUGCAGCUCCUUUCAACUUCAGCUUCACAAAAAUCACCUUCCUAUUUUCUGCCAUCUUCAUGAAAAGGGUUAUCAUCCCUUCCAUCCACACUCUCAUCCUCCAGACUACCUUCCGGAGUGUCUGCAGGGGUAUGGUCACCCUCCGGCAUCUCCAUACGGGCUCCCAUGGGUUCCUGUCACUGUAAAGCUUGCACAGCUCGUGACAAGUCCUCAAUCAUGCGUCACAUCUCAGUUAAUUCUGCUUGUUGGCCUUUAUUUCCUCUGCCACGACCAGCCAUAGCUCUGAUACCAAUUUGAUGCAGGGAAGGUAGGGGUAGAACAAACAGUAACUGAGAACUUCAUAAAAUUAAAGAUGGAACCAAUAAAACUUAGGUCUUCAACCUUAAGUUUAUUCUCAAACUAAAAUAUCAUAACAAAAACUGGUUCUGAAAUCUACGAAGAAUAACUAUUUAUACUAACAAUAGCCAAGAAUCCUAAUUCAAUUCUAAUUUGAAUUUCUAAUAAACUAUGAACUCCUAAUAAGCUACUAAUUCUAAUCCUAAUUAAAAAUGACUUUCCUAAAAUUAAAACUUGGAUUUCAAAUAGAACUCAAACAAAUAAUUAAAGCUUUAUGUUCCUGCAUCAGUUUUGUUCCUGAAUAUUCUGCUUUAAAAUUUUUGUGUUGAGUGGUCAUUGUGUGGCUGAUAUUUUCCAACUAUUUGUAACUUUUUCCUGUAGCUUGGAAACACUGAAGAAUAUAUUGAUGGACAAUUCACUGGAAAUCUGGGGGAGAUUUUGAUAAGCCAAAAUUUUGAAUAUGUAAUGAGGGGGAGGGUUGAUUGAUGCUUGAUUUACAAUUAAAAGAUAAUAAUGAGGGUUUUGAUUAAAUUUUAAGACAACAUAGAGAGGAACAGCUCACCAGGAACAUGCAAUGAAUUGGUAAGGGGCUAAGGGCAAAGCACAUGGUCAUGAAUAUGGAGAACUUGAGUACACUUUGCCUUAUUUAAAUCUUAUAGAAUUAAACUCUUAGGCUUCUUUUGGAGAGGUAUAAAUAGGAUUUUUCAUAUCAAAAUUCGAAAGAAGUAAACAUCACUAAGAAGAUAUACAAGUUGAACCUAUUGAAAUUAAACUCAAAUGGUAAAAGAUGGAUCGAUACGAAAUAGAAAAAUAUAAAUUUGAGUCCUGCAAAUAAUUUCAGUAGGCUAUCCAUGCCAUCCUUGAAGUUGAAGGUGGAGCGUUGAUAUGUUACUUUUGUGGACCAGUACUGGGGCUGAGUCUGGGAUACAUUGUGUUCACAACAGGAAAACCAUGGUGUCUUGUAAAGAAGGUAGAGGUAUAUUAACAGAAAUUU